Molecule: messenger RNA, 1919 nt
Organism: Mandrillus leucophaeus (drill)
Lineage: Eukaryota; Metazoa; Chordata; Mammalia; Primates; Cercopithecidae
Product: chromosome unknown open reading frame, human C17orf47
Exons: 2
Coding region: 153-1898 (581 amino acids)
Source: RefSeq, a predicted model, not a curated record
UGACAUCACCAGACAGACAGGUAGCUAAGGGGACUAGUUGAGACACUCUUAGAACAACAGCCACUUUUGUGGGAGCCCAAGAACAGCAGCUUUAAAACGGGGUAAAUAUUCAGGCAUCAUUAGGAUCCUGAAUACAAGCGAGCCAGUAAAAUAUGGGAUCUACUCAGAAAGGCACAAUCUAUCAGAUGGUCAAGACAAAUAAACCUGGGGCCAAGGUAGCAGUUUCAGCACAGAGAGGGUCUGAGGUUACUACUAACACAUCCCCUCAGCGGGGACAUGGGUACAUUCUUGCCUCAAGCCAUCGAAGUGCUGCAGUCUCCCUGAACCCUUCCCACCGAAGAUCAGAAGCUGCACAUCCCACCACUCCCCAUUCGGCAUCAGACUAUCCUCGAUCUGUCUCCCUCCAGUCAGGGCCUGGACACUAUGCGGUACCCACUCCUCGGGUAACCGAGACUGGACCAAGAACAGAAUCAUCCCGCCAUUCCUCUCCUCCUAGAAAGAACCAGCAAACUCAGACACUGGCUUCCCAUGCUUCAAGCAGACUACGGAAUGUUAGUCCACCUGGAGAGGAAGCAGCACGAAGAGGCGGUGAGAGCAAGUCAGGGCGUGAGGUCGGCCAUCAUGCCUCAUCAAUCCCAGAUGCCAAAUCUACUCGUCGGUUGAGUUUUCAAGAUCAGAAGGAUAACUUACAAUCACAAAUCUUACAAGAUGACCCACCAUCCAAGGUCCAGAACCCCCAAGGAGUCAGAGUUCCCCGUAGGAUUUUGACUUACCCAAAGGAUGAAGCAGUACAAACUGAGCCCAUCCAAAGGAUUACGACUGCUAGCGAGAUCAGAUCUCCAAGGAGUCCCUCUCGCCCAGAGCACAGAAGCAGCUGUGUCUCUGCAGACUAUCAGACAGCCCAGAGAAAGGUCCCUGUAGAAGAAUCAGAAACAGGUCCUUACAGUUCAAUUCCUUCAAAACCCAAGGCCUUGUAUAGGAAUAUGAACUUGGACUCAUCACUCAAACUCUCUGUCCUUAAAGAUUCUGAUGGUGUACACCGAGUUUCUACACGGGUAGACCCUGAGUCUCUUCACAAGUAUUCUGUCUAUCCUGAAACCAAGCCCUCCGCAAAGGUCUUAGUAUCAUCACAGGUGGAGUCCAAUGUGAGGGCCCCAAUCCGAGGAAACAACGAGGUUGGCCGCAGGGUCACCAUCUCCCCAGGGGUACAGUCAGUAGAGCCAACUCACCGUGUGACAGCUCAGUCAGUGUCUGAGGGCUCCCACAAGUCAUCCAUGUUUGUCACUCCAGAGCCCAUCUAUAAACAGCAAACCCCAAAACCCCCAGAAACUACCUACAUGUCCCAAGGACCUACACCCAGGUAUCCAGAACUCUCGCAAAAGCCCUCCAUCCAUGCAGAACUGGAACUGACCCCUCGGCCCUUGCCUCCUCGGUCCUUACCUAGGUACGGACCUGACUCCUCAUGGUGGCCCUUGCUGAAUCCUGAAGUUGAAACACCCCAAAGCCAGCCGACAACACCUGAUUUUGAGCUUAAGUGUUCUCCUUCCCUAGAUCCUUUAUUGUCCGGUUUUAAAAUAGACUCUAGCCCUUUCUGUGAGGAUCUGAAGUUCCAGAGAGAGAAGGCAAGCCUAUCACCACCGUCACCACCAAAGGAGUUUCCAAGUUGGGCACCACUGAAUAAAGUGCCACAGACCCCCAAGCACACCUGCAAACAACCCAUUCAAAGGUUUAGUGCUUUCUUCCUGGAUGUCUCAGAGGAAAUGUACAAUCGUGUCAUCUGGUGGCUGAAAGGUCUGUGCUUUUCCCUCCUAUGGGUCCACUGUGGGAGCUUGGGGGAUGGGAGGACAGGUGAGGAGUGGCAUCUAUGUAUCUACAGAGUUGGGUCGUUUAGGAGAUAAAUGCUGGGAUUUUGACCUGAA